CACAAAGAAAGAAGAUAAGUCCUAAUCCAAAACUCGUGGUCGUGAUUUUGUUUCUGUUACAUCCUUGUAAAAUGUCUGCUUUAUUUUUUUUUUUUCUUUUCUUGAAGUAGUAGAUUUGAUUACGAAAACAAGUAAACAAUCUAAAGGAGGAGACGUGAAGCAGCGAAUCGAUCGUACCAAAGAUAUAUAUACUUUCAUGUCCUUAUCCUCUGCGUUAUUCGAUCCUGUAGAUGGAUUCUGCUUUAUCUCCUCGCAUUCUUUUCCCACACAGCUUCAUUAACUCAAGGUCGCCUAGGUUUGCAGCUACUAGUACUACUUGCUGGAGAUUAGUUAAUACUUUAUCUUGGGAGGCCAAGGCUAUUGGGAACACUAAUAGCAAUGAAAGUCCUCUCAAAGGAACAGAUGGUUCUUUCUUUGAUCAUGUUGACGCGGAACUCACGCCUGAGACUGUUGAUUUCUUCGUGAGUGACGCAGAAGGUGAUCCAGAUUGUCCUACUCAAGGCUACUCCUCUAUCGAACUCGCUCUUCAAUCUCUACGCCAAGGGAAGUUUGUGAUCGUUGUUGACGAUGAGAACGGGGAUGUUGAAGGAAACCUGAUCAUGUCGGCAACUCUAACGAGUCCAAAAGACAUAGCCUUUCUGAUCAAGAAUGGUUCUGGUAUUGUUUCAGUUGGGAUGAAGCAACAAGACCUUGAAAGAUUAAACCUUACACUCAUGUCACCUGAAAUGGAAGAUGAAGAUUCCUCUGCACCAACUUUCACCAUCACCGUGGAUGCAAAAUCAGGAACGUCAACAGGAGUCUCAGCUUCAGACAGGGCCAUGACGGUUCUUACACUUGCCUCUCUUGAAGCUAAACCAGAUGAUUUCAGGAGACCAGGUCAUGUGUUCCCUCUCAAGUACAGAGAGGGUGGAGUUUUGAGGAGAGCCGGUCACACUGAAGCUUCGGUAGAUCUAAUGAUAUUAGCUGGUUUACGUCCAGUAUCAGUUCUUUCAGCUAUUCUUGAUCAAGAAGAUGGGUCUAUGGCUUCACUACCAUAUAUGAAAAAGCUUGCUACAGAACAUGACAUUCCCAUUGUAUCCUUGACUGAUCUAAUCAGAUAUCGAAGAAAGCGAGAUAAGCUAGUGGAGAGAAUCACCGUGUCUCGUUUGCCUACCAAAUGGGGUCUUUUCCAAGCUUAUUGCUACCGAUCAAAACUCGAUGGAGCCGAAAAUAUAGCACUUGUUAAGGGAAACAUCGGAAACGGUCAGGAUAUUCUGGUGCGGGUGCAUUCAGAGUGCUUAACCGGAGACAUAUUCGGUUCAGCACGGUGUGACUGUGGAAACCAAUUGGAGUUAGCCAUGCAGCUAAUCGAGAAAGAGGGAAGAGGCGUGGUUGUGUAUCUUAGGGGACACGAAGGAAGAGGCAUUGGUCUUGGUCACAAGCUUAGAGCUUAUAACUUGCAAGACGAAGGACACGACACUGUUCAGGCCAACCUUGAACUUGGUCUAGCCAUUGAUGCUCGUGAAUAUGGUAUUGGUGCUCAGAUGCUUCGGGAUAUAGGAGUGAGAACAAUGAGGCUGAUGACGAAUAAUCCAGCGAAGUUCACAGGUCUGAAAGGGUACGGACUGGCAGUAGUUGGGCGUGUGCCGGUGGUGACACCAAUCACCAAUGAGAACAGAAGAUACAUGGAGACCAAACGCAAGAAGAUGGGUCACAUUUAUAUCUCUGACAUCGAUCAGCCUUUGGUUUGACCCACAAGCAUUUGAUAGAAACAAAGACUUUAAUUUUGUUAAUCAGUUUAAUCACACUGCCAGAGGAAAGGCCUCUUUUAUACAUAUAAUUCAAUGUAAAGCCCAAAUGUAUUUAUGGUCCAUCAAAGCCCAUCAGUAGCGUCUUUUGUGAUCA
This is a messenger RNA of Brassica rapa (field mustard), 1884 nucleotides long. Its product is annotated as monofunctional riboflavin biosynthesis protein RIBA 3, chloroplastic. Gene Ontology annotation, cellular component: cytosol. Lineage: Eukaryota; Viridiplantae; Streptophyta; Magnoliopsida; Brassicales; Brassicaceae. Gene Ontology annotation, molecular function: GTP cyclohydrolase II activity; 3,4-dihydroxy-2-butanone-4-phosphate synthase activity. Gene Ontology annotation, biological process: riboflavin biosynthetic process. The record is from RefSeq and is a predicted model, not a curated record.